Molecule: messenger RNA, 1005 nt
Organism: Formica exsecta
Lineage: Eukaryota; Metazoa; Arthropoda; Insecta; Hymenoptera; Formicidae
Gene: Rpe
Product: ribulose-phosphate 3-epimerase
Exons: 5
Coding region: 169-855 (228 amino acids)
Biological process (GO): pentose-phosphate shunt, non-oxidative branch; carbohydrate metabolic process; pentose-phosphate shunt
Cellular component (GO): cytosol
Molecular function (GO): D-ribulose-phosphate 3-epimerase activity; metal ion binding
Source: RefSeq, a predicted model, not a curated record
GGCAUAGGUUGAGUUAGGUUAUCACUUGCCGCGUGCAAUAUACUACUACAUAUUUUAAACAUAUCUUCACACAUUCUAAUCUAUUUCAGUGUAGAAUCACACACUGGAUAUACGUAUUAUAAUUGUACAAGCAAUUUCUAAAUAUUCGUUCAUUUUGAAGAAAGUGAUAUGGCGAAGUGUUUGAGCGCAAAAAUCGGACCGUCGAUUUUAAACGCUGACUUGGCACAACUUUAUGAAGAAUCGCAAAAGUUACUUGAUAAUGGCGCGGAUUACUUGCACUUAGAUGUGAUGGAUGGUCACUUUGUUCCUAAUCUUACGUUCGGUCAUCCUAUUGUAAAGUGUCUUCGUGGUAAAAUAAAAAAUGCCUUUUUCGAGACACAUAUGAUGGUAUCUAAUCCAGAACAAUGGAUCGAGCCCAUGGCUGAUGCUAGUGUGGAUCAAUAUACAUUCCAUGUCGAGCCAGUAGAAGAUGUACCUCUAAUCUGUAGAAAAGUAAAGGAAGCAGGAAUGAAGGUUGGUGUGGCACUUAAACCAGGGACAUCUGUAGAUGUGAUAACAGAUUAUGUCGAUCUAGCCGAUAUGAUCUUAAUAAUGACUGUAGAACCUGGCUUCGGUGGGCAGAAAUUUAUGGAACCAAUGUUACAGAAAGUCGCAUGGUUAAGAGAGAAUUAUCCUGGAUUAGAUAUUGAGGUUGAUGGUGGGGUUGGACCAACUACAAUUGAAGCCUGUGCAAAGGCUGGUGCUAAUAUGAUUGUGUCUGGCACAGCUGUCAUAGGUUCCACUGAUCAAGCUAAAGUAAUUACAACUCUUAGAGAUACGGUAAAUUGUUAUUUAGGUCACGAUCACUCAAAAUAGUAACAACAAUUGAAAAUUAUGUGAAUACGCAAAGCAUUUUUGAGAAAACAUUUAACAUUUUUAUAAAAAUAUAUGUACAAAAAUCUGAAUAUAUUUAUGAAUAUAUAAAAAGAGUUAAUAUGACAAGAUUCAAUAUGAUUUUAGAAACAA